Ceraceosorus bombacis is the source of this 2524-nucleotide messenger RNA. Lineage: Eukaryota; Fungi; Basidiomycota; Exobasidiomycetes; Ceraceosorales; Ceraceosoraceae. The record is from the annotation of a GenBank genome assembly.
AUGUCCAGCUCCGGCCAUCCCAUCUCUCCCAGUCGGUCUUCACCCGCUCCAUGCUCAGCAAGAGCCGAAAGUGCCACAGGUAGCGUCUCAUUGGCCCAGCAUGCAUCCUCCAGCGCCGUCCCUCUACCAUUUCGAGGAGCCAGUCGAGCAUCCUCACAAUCUGUCACAGCAGCUCAAGCUCAAGCUCAAGCGGAAGAACAGGAAGAGGAGGAGGAGGAGGAUGAAUCGUUGGAUUAUUCCGCAUUGGCCGAAUUGGCUCGCAAAGCGAUCAGAGAGGAGGAGCAACUGUUCCCUUCUAGCCUCAACACGCCCCACGCUUCCCCAUCGCCCAUGGCGCCAACAGGGAGCGAAGAUGCGCCGAUGCAGCAGGAGCGGGAGCAGGAGCAGGACUCCGCCUCCGCUUUCAUACCCAAGAGGGGAGAGAAGGAUUUUGAGCCAACGGGAUUUGGAGGACAGCGUAGAGCGUUGGAGAGGAGCAGGAACAAUAUGUUGUUGGCUAUCAGCGGUAAGAGGAGGAUCGGCAGGUGAGUGUGUGUGUGUGUGUGUGUGUGCGUGGGUGGUGGUGUAGGUGACCGCAUGUAUGCGGUGCAUCGAAGAGAUUGUGCGACUCCUGCUCACCGAAUGAUCGUCCACUGAGCUGAUGACCGCCUCGUUGCACUGUCCCUGCACUGUCACCCUUUUGGCAGCAAAGCGCUCUCGAUAGGCACAUGGGAACCGACGCUGAAUCGAUGCGUCAUGCAAGUCGUGCGCGGCGUGCUCUUCACUUCCAUGGGCAUCACCAGGCGCGUGGGUGUGCUGACCAACGGGCAGGACCAAGAUCUGUGCGAGGCGAGAAUGGCAGAAAUGUGCAGCUCGCUGGACGCAUCUGAUCGAGGUCAGACCUUUGCACGAGAAGCGCCGAAACUGGCGGGUGUGACGAAAGAGGGAGUCUUUUACCCCAGAUUGAGAGCGAGGUACGAGCUGCUUCCCGAAGAGGCCAUCUACCUCGUCGAGAGGGGCGCGCUAGAAUGCAGAGUGAAAGUCAAGCAUCACGCAGCAACCUUUCAAGAGGCAGCAUUGCCUGCAGCGGAGCAGCAGAACUUUGUGCCGAUGAGCGUGCAGCAAGCUUUUGCUACCAUGAUGCCAGGUGCAGGUGGCAGAGAUCGCUAUCAAGUGAGCACUGAACACGCGCUAGAGGAAAGAAAAUGUACAGCUGACCCGGUCCCUGCUUUGCUGACUACCCGACUCAAAGGUGUAUGCCUAUCUCAAGAGACUGGGUUACCAUGUGCAACGAGCAGAUAUUUCGGACGCUCUGAGGAGCCAGGCUUUAUCAGCAAGAUCAGUUCAAGCCUCUAGCAGCGACUCGCCGCUCGCUGCGCGUUCAAGCCCUUCGACCAGCUCAGAUCCGCACGCGAUUCCACUCGUCAGCCUGCUUGACAUUGCGCUCUAUCCACUACGACGAGGAUUGCAGCUUAUGGAGGAUGGGACCAGCAUUGUAUACUCGGCGAUCGCAGGGAUGUGUGGGGCUGUUUGGCAAAGGUUGGGCUGGAGCGCCAGCGCGCGGGAGACUGCUUCGUUGAUGCGGGGAACGGGCCUUUUGGGCAUCGGCGGGCGAGUGUGGAGAUCGUUUGGUGAGCUGAGCUGUCGUGCAACUUGCUCUGAUUUUGCCUCUCUCGUCUCGCGGAGCUGAACAAUCGCUGAAUUCGUUCUGCGACCGUGAUGCAUCCAAACAGACGACGUCUUUGCAGCUCUUCGCAUCGUGCCAUCCGGUCCCGACAGACUUUUGCCUUGCCGGCGCAAGUCGGUCACUUGUGCGCUCCACGAUCCUGAUAGACCAUCUUCACGCGACACGCUCGAGGAUGCAGUCGGCGAAACCAUGAUGCCGAUCGUCUACUAUGCCUGGAGACCAGCAACGCAGUUCAAGAGGUCCGAUCCCCCCUUGCCAGAAUACAGGAUAUCCAUAGUGAACGCUCGAGCGACGGGCGUGCCUAGCGUGUGGGACUUUGACGAGACCUUUUCCAGCUUUACAUCCAACAAGGCUGCUCCGGGCAAAGGGGCAGGCAGCGCCAGUGUCGUCGGAACGGCACCCGUCGAGGAUGAGCGGGAGGUCACGCGGGCUCAGAGGGAGAAGAAGAGGAACGAUGAGAGCUACGGCAAAGGCAUGGUCAAGCGUUUGCAGAGGGAGAAGAAAGAAGCUGAAAGAACAUCCCUGUCGAAUUCGCGCUUCUUGGAGCAGGAGAGCAGCAAAGAUGAACGGGAGCGUCGUUUGCUCGCGCAAUUCUGCUCUGCGCUGAGAAGCAUCGUGGAUCUUUGGUCGCACGCCCCACCGGGCUGUUCGCGCGCACCUUUGCCCGCGAACAAGCAGCACAAACGCGAUACGAACCUCGCCACUCGCCCGCCAAAUCCUUUUCCGCCAUUAAAGAGCGGAAGGCGAAACUUCAUUCUGGCCGUAUGCGAUCAUGGCACGACGCAAAUGUUUAGGUUUGGAGAGAGCGAUUUUGCCGCGUGGAAGUUGGCCGGUCGAGGCGGCGCGGGAAGGGGAUGA